CCAAUUCUGAACAUGAACAUUCAUCACUAUGUCAACUCGUCGCCAGCAUGCGAAGUCACGCAAAGGGUGUAUAAUAUGCAAGGCUCGUCAUGUCAGGUGUGAUGAGACCGGUCCUCCUUGUGGGCGUUGUAAAAUCCGUGGAGAUGUCUGCGAGUAUGCUGGCCCGCGAUCAAGUACUGAGGACGUUGCCGCUUCAACCUCUGUAAGCCAGGAGCCAGUGGGAUCUAUCUCAGCGAGACCUCGUGAGGUGAUUUUCCCGGCCAAUAGUCAUCUAUUAGAGUUGCAGCUCAUGCACCGAUGGACCGCCUCAACAUACAAAUGCUGUUGCACGCCCGGGGCUGAGGACGAUGAGGUUUGGCAGUCCUGGGUGCCACAACUCGCCAUCAAACAUGACUACCUCUUAUAUGGGCUCUUGUCUCUUACCUCAUUCGAAAUUGCGAGGUUGGCGCAGACGCCUCACCGCCAACAAUAUAUUGAAGCGGCGACUGAAUAUCAUGGACUUGCGCUGAGCAGCUUCCGUGUUCAAAUAUCUUCUUCUAUCAUCGACGACGACAACAUCGAUGCUGCGGUUUGCAUGUCACUGAUGCUUUUGGUUUUAGGAUUUGCGUCGGCACAGACUAGAGCUACAAAUCCAUCAGGCGAUGAGAGCGAUAGUGUGAUACAAACAGUUCUUGUCAAUGUCGAGCUGCUACGCGGAUGCACCCCAAUAAUUGAAAGCAAACAAGACUACCUGUUGGAGAAUCCAUAUGUGCGAAAAUUGAAGCCAUUUGAAAGCUUGCCCCGGAGUCCGCUUGAUCCAAGUGUGGAAGGGGCACUUGUCAUGUUAGCCAACCUCAAUGACAAGAGAAUCACAUCAUCAGUCCGUGACACAGUUUCUCAAAGAGCUCAGCAAGUUGAAUACUGGGAAGUUUGUAAGGCCGCAUUAGGUCUUCUUCAGACGAUGUAUGAGAAGUGUGUCGAUGAUUUUACCCGCGGCUAUGCUCUUGGUUGGUUAAACAUGGCUGGUGAUAGAUAUAUUGAAGCGGUCAAAGAUGGCGACGCCGCCGCGUUGCUAAUACUCAUGUAUUGGGGGGUGUUGGUAGAGAAAUGUGGACAUCAGGUCUGGUGGGCAGAGCAAUUUGGGAGCUCGCUGGUGGCUGAGAUAGCUUGUUUGCCGCUUUUUAAAGACGCUGAUGCCGUUGUCCAGGAUCUUAUCCUACGAGCAUGACAGCAUACAUAAGCAGCAAUAGUACUAAUGUUAUAAUUUUCAAUUUUUGUACAACAGAAUCAUAAAAGGAAUAUAAGGAAUAUUUCAAGAAUGG
Molecule: messenger RNA, 1301 nt
Organism: Pseudogymnoascus verrucosus
Lineage: Eukaryota; Fungi; Ascomycota; Leotiomycetes; Thelebolales; Thelebolaceae
Exons: 1
Coding region: 29-1207 (392 amino acids)
Biological process (GO): regulation of transcription by RNA polymerase II
Molecular function (GO): zinc ion binding; DNA-binding transcription activator activity, RNA polymerase II-specific
Source: RefSeq, a predicted model, not a curated record